CGCCCCUCCAUUCGCCUCUCCUUCCCUCCCUCUUAAUCUGUGCCAAGGCUUGGAGGGACAGGAGGGGGAAAGAGAUCAUAAACAAGGGCGGGCGGAGGAGGAAGAGGAGAGCGAGCAACCAACCAGCAGCGCGCUCCCCUCCAGCCCCUUCUGGAAAGGCGCGCGGGUGGGGGGUUCUGUCGUCGGUAGGAAAGCUUGGCCAAAAAGCGGCCUGCGCCGCUGGUCCGCCGUAGAAGCCUCCUAUUGGCUGUGCGCGCUGCCGCCGCCGCCAUGACAAGUCCGGCCUGAACCGCCGCGCCGCCUGCUGUUCUCUUCACAAGCCGCAGCGGGGGGCGGGGGUGCCUUGUCCACUAGCUUCCGGGAUCGUCGCACAAAAAAAAAAAAAAAAAGGUGUUCGGAAACAGUCUUUUGCUACGGAGAUGCCCAAGACGCCUUGGCCUGGGCUGGCAGGUGUUCAGCAAGGCAGAGCCUUUCUUUCGCAGUAGAUGAUCAGUUCAGCUGCAUUUUUCCAUCGUGGCCUGCUGACCGGUCUUCUCCCUUCUUUGAGAUUAGGGAGCAUUGCCAGAGCUUCGACUCCUGUUUUCUGGACCUGCAGUCACUCUAAAGCACUGGGAGGAGGUGCAGCGCUUCCUACCCAAAGGUUGAAAGGUAACCUGGCAACACCCGAAGAUGUCACUUCACAGCACCAGAGCUUCUGUUCUCCUUUCCUGGGUGAACAGUCUGAAGCUGGACGACACCCUGAAUUCAUUGUCUCAGCUCCAAGACUGCAGCAUCUUCAUCAAGAUAAUCAACAAAAUUCAUGGCACUGAAGAGGGACGGGACCCUCUGCAGCAGAGUUUGCCGGACCGGGUUGCCUAUGUCGUCUCCUUCCUCAAGAAACUUGGUAAGCACAAAUCUACUGCACAGAACGUGGUAUCUGAGCAGAAGCUUUUAGCAGCUGAGGAGUUGGAACUAGCCAAGGUGGCCAUGUUGCUGUUUUACUAUGCUUCCAUGAGUGAUAAGCUUCCUAGGGAAUGGACCACAGUUGAUUAUGACCUCCAGGCGGAGAUGGCCAAGUUCCUGAACUUUAUGUUGUACAACGAAGAUUGCCUUGGUGAGAAUCUGGAGGCCUUUCUUCAAAAGAAAAUGCAACAGUCAUCCAGUAUCUCCAGCACCAGCUCGGAGGAGAACACCCCACCAAGGCGAGAGGUACACUUCUUGAAGCUGCAGAAGGUUGCGUCUUCAUCCAGUAUAAAUAAAUUGCUCCCUGGCUCAUCUACCUCUCCCAUGGGUGACAUCAUGCAGACACCCCAGUUUCAGAUGAGGAAGUUGAAGAAGCUGCUGGAAGCUGAGAGAGAAAACCGAGACGAACUAGAGCACGAGUUGGCUGAGAAUCGAAAGCUCAUUGAUGAGAAAGAAACACGAAUCCUGAUGAUGAAACAACGGAUCGACCGUCUGACUCUCCUCCAUGAGAGACAAGCAGCUGAUCAGCUGGAACCCAAGGAAAUGGAGGAGCUCAGAGAAAAGAAUGAGAGCUUCCUCAUGCGCCUGCAUGAGACACUGAAGCAGUGCCAAGACCUGAAGACUGAAAAAGGCCAGAUGGACCGGAAAAUCAACCAGCUCUCAGUAGAGAAUGGAGAUCUCACUUUCAGGCUGCGAGAAUUUGCUCGCAACCUCACGGAAAUGCAGGAAGCCAUGAGCGAGCUCUCUGAAGAACACAACGCGGCUCUGAGGGACUGGGAGGAGAGGAGAAGCCGCCUGGAGACUGAACUCCACAGUGCCCUCAGCGAGAAGAGAUGCUUGGAAGAGAAGCUGGAGAUUCUGCAGGGGAAGAACUCGGUGCUAGAAGACCAACUGGCAAAGCUGAAGGACAACAGUUCUCUUCCAGAGAAAGGAGAGGUCAUGGGUGAUAUCUUGAAGCUUGAAGAACUGAAUCAGCAAGUGGCCUACCUCAGUGGCAAGCAGGCUGAGCUCCAGGCAACUGUUCGUCACCUCGAAGAGGAAAAGCACCUGCUUGAGUCCACCCUCCACUCUGAACGGAGCAGCUUUGAAGCAGAGAAGCUCCAACUCACAGGUCUUCUCACUGAGCUGCAGAAUUCUGUCUCUGAGAUCUCUCGAGCCAAGGAGAAGCUGGAACAGGACUCCCGUGCGCAGGAAGAGAGCUUGAUUGCUCAGGUCAACACCCUGACAGCAGAGAUAGCCAAGCUGACAGGCUUCCUCCACCAGAAGGACCAGGAGCUGCUAGUUUUGCACCAGCAGAAGGGCCAGCUAGCAGAGGACUUGCAGAAAAAGGAGCACAUGUCUAAGGCAGCCCUUCAGGAACGGAGUCUUCAGGUGGAUCAGCUGAGCAGCGCGCUGAAGCAGAGCAACGAGAAGCUGGCACAGGUGGAAUCGGCAAGUCAGGAAGAAUACAACAAGGCUGCCCAGGAGAAAGAGCUGGCGCUCAGGCAGCUCCAAGAGAAGGAGGCACAGCUCUCUGCCCUGACGGAACGGCUGCGGUCUCUGGAGCGAUCUCAGAGUACCUCAGCGGCAGAAGCCCAGAGAGAGAAGGCUGAGCUGAGCCAGGAGGUCCAGGAGUUGAAUGCCAGGGUCUUGGCCCUCGCUGCCCAGUGCCAGCAGAGCGAGGCCCAAGCAGGAGCCAUGUCGGCGCUGAAAGGGCAGCUGCGCGAGGCCCAGCAGAAACUGUCUGACAAGGAGAAGCUGGCCAAGGAGAACACCCGUCUCCAGGAGCGGCUCCUGGUCUUGGAGGAGUCUGUCUGCAACACCGAAGGCAUCCUAGAGGAUGAGAAGAGGCGGGCUGCAGAGUCCCUGGAGAGCAAUCUCCGGCGGAUCACAGAGCUGGAGGAGCAGACCCAGGAGCUGACCAAGCACCGGGAACAAGCGGUGCAGGAGAUGGGCAAGGAAAAGGCAAAGAGGAAAACCCUGGAGGAGCAAGUGCGGCGCCAGGGGGAAGAAUCCAAGGCCAAGGUGGAGCAGCUUCAGCACCAGCUGACGGAACUGACCUCUGCCGCCGCCACUGCCGCCACCGCCAAAGGAGAGACCGGGGAGGGCGGGAGGCUGGAGGAGAAGGUCCGAGCCCUACGCAUGGAGCAGGAGCAGGCCCACCUCAGGCUGCAGGCUGAACAGCAGAGAGUGACGGAACUGGAAACUCAGCUGAAGCACCUGAAUGCCAAGCACCAGGAAGCCCUGGUAGAGCUGCAGGCGGAUGCCUCUCGUGCUGCUGCUGCUGCCACCUGGGCCAAGGAGAAAGAGGAGGUGGAGGAGGGGCUCAGGGCCGAGGUUGCCUCUUUGCAGGAGAAGGUGGCGGCGGCUCGGCAGGAGGCAGCCCAGAGUGCGGCAAAAGUGAAGAAGAGCGGGCGUGAGGCAGCCCAGGCCCUUGAAGCCACCACCAGGGAACUGGCUGAGGAGAAGCUCAAGAGAGCAGAGCUGGAGGCUCAAGUGCAGCAGGUGGGAGAGCAGAGCCAGAAAGACCUGCACACGGCAGAGUCCAUCCUGUCCAGCACCAGAAGUGCCCUGGAGGAGAAGGAGCACAAGGUGGAACAGCUCUCCAGCCAGCUGAAGUCCCUCAAGGCCAAGCUAGAGGAAGCGGCUCAGCAGCAGAAGCGGGAGCUCACCCUGCGGGAUGAGGAAGCGAAGCGGCUGGCGGGUGAGGAGGAGCGCACCAAAGCGAAGCUGGCUGCCGAAAAGGCCAGCAAGACAGCCCUGGAGGUGCAGCUGCAGAACGUCACCAACGAGCACCGAGUGGAGCUCUCUGGUCUCCAGGAAGAGGUGGCUAGGGUCCAGGAGCUGGUCAGCCAGAAGGAGCGGGAGCUGGAGGAGCUGCGCUUGAAGAACGUCUCCCGCAGCGAGGAGCUGAGGGACCUGCAGAAGACAGUCAGCAAGCUGAAAGGGGAGCUGGCCUCUGCUGAGGCCCUGAAGGAGCGAGCAGCCAAAAUGGAGAGCGAGCUGCAGAGUUUCCUGGAAGUGGCCCGGACCCGGGAGGCAGAGAUGGAUCGCAUCAGCUCCAUGAUGCACUCCAAGGAUGCGUCGCUGAAAAGCCUGGAGGAAGAGAAACGGCAGCAGGAGCAGCAGUCCACGUCCAGCCGGGAGCUGUACCAGGAGCAGCUGAAGGAGUGCGAGGCCCUCCGGGGCCAGCUGGGGAAGCUGGAGCGGCAGUGCAAGGAGCAGCAAAGCACCAUUGCCAAACUGGAGAAGGUGGCGGCCGCCUGCCAGCAAGAGCAGCAGGCAGAGGCACAGGUGCUGAAGCGGGAAGUGGCGCAGCAGAAGGAGCAAGCCGCCGAGCUGGAGAGGCUCCUGGAAGCUUCCAGGUCCACGCAGGAGAGCACGGUGGAGAAGCUGAAGCGGGAGCUCCUGGAGAAGGGGAAGGAGCUGGCCCAGAGCAGAGAGGUGGUCUCAAGAGCAGAGAGGGAGCUGGCCGCCCUGCGUGCCUCAGCUCAGGAGAAGGGCAAGUCAGAGGAGAGCUGGAAGGAGCAAAUGUCGUGGUACCUCCAGGAAGCCGAGCGGAAGGCCGGCCUCAUCAACAGCCUGGAGCAGGAGAUGUCCCUCAUGCACAGGCAGCUGCUGGAGAAGGAGGCAGAGGGCAAGGACCUGAGGCGGCUGGUCGUGGCAGAGUCCGAGAAGAGCAGGAAGCUGGAGGAGAGGCUGCGGAUCCUUCAGUCUGAGAUGGCGACUGCCGCGUCCCGAGCAGCCGAGAGGUGCUCGGCUAUGAAAGCCGAAGCGCAGGGCUUCCAGGAGCAGGCCGAGAAGCUGAAGCUGUCCGUGGAGGCACUGAAGAAGGAGCUGAGCGUGGCCUCCAAACGGGAGGAAGACCUCUGCAAGGAGCUCGAGUCCUGGCAAGAGAAGGCCUCCCAGAAGGAGCAGCUCCUCUCUGCCCGGCAGCAGGAGCUUGCCGGUGCCCAGGUCCUGAUUGGGGAGCUGAUGCCCAUCAAGCGUCUGCACCAGCAGCUGCAGGCGGAGCAGGCCUCUCUGGAGAGCAGGCACCGAGACAGGGUGGAGCAGAUGCAGAGCGCCACCAGCCUCCUGCAAGCCGAGCUGACCAGAGCCAAGCUGGAGCUGUCAGAGCUGCUCUCUGUGAAGGAAAGGUUCCUGGAGCAGGAGCACGUCGUCCAGCAGCUGCAGGUGGAGAAGGGCGGCUACGCUGAGCAGCUUGCCUCGCUGCAGCGGGCCCAGGCUCAGUUGGCCGAAGAGAACCGAGGGCUGCAGCGCCUGGAUGUGCAGCUGGCACAGGCCAAGCAGCAGCACGCCCGAGAACUGGAGGCCGCUCGGCUCGAUGCGGAGAAGCAGCAGGCGGCGGGCAAGCGGGCGGCCGAAGAGGCCCAGCAGAAGCUGGAGGCCAUGACUAGCAAGUACAAGGAGGCGAAGCAGAAGCUGCUGGUGCAGGUGGAGCAGCUAGAGGUAUAUCAGAAAGAGCGAGCUAAGCAGGUGGAGGAGCUGCAACAAAAGCUGUCUCAACAAGAGAAGGUUGCUCAAGCCCAGCAGCAGAAGGCCAAGGUGCGUGAAGAAGAGCUGCAGGCAGAGAUUAAGCACCAGAACGAGAAGGUGGCAGAUCUCCAGGCUCAGCUGUCACAGAAAGAGCAAGCUGCUGAGCAUUACAAGAGUCAGAUGGAGAAGGCCAAAACACACUACGACGCCAAGAAGCAACAGAACCAAGAGCUGCUUGCGAGGUUGGGAGUCCUGGAGGAGGUAGAGCGGGAGAACGCUCAGCUGAAGGCUGAGUCAGAGCGCCUCGUGAAGGAGCAGCAGGAUUUGGUUAUGCAAAUGAAGGAGGCGGAGCUGACCUCCAAAAACCUCACCAGCCGUGUCUGCAGCUUGGAGGCACAGGUGGAAUUUGCAGAUCGGCAGCUGCGGGAGCAAGGCAAGUCACAGGUGGCCACAGACCCACUGAAAAGCCGCAUGACCUUCCAGGAAAGCCCAGCUGACGUUAGCACAGACAGCCUCGACUUGAGCACCAGCGAUGAAGUGCAGCCACUCAACUCCACCAGCAGGAAGUCCCGUCGUUCACUCUCUGAAUCUGGGACCGGCGAGCCAUCGAAAACCUCACAGCUGCCUCGUAAGGUGGAGUCUCUGGAGAGCCUCUAUUUCACGCCUAUCCCCACCCGCACUCGGUCCAAACUGGAGAACAGCAUUAGCUCUAUAGGCGAUGUUUCCUUCGAGUCGGGGCGGAAAACUCUUUCUGGUCGCCGGCGUACCACACAGGUCAUCAACAUCACCUUGACCAAAAAACAUGCUGAUCCAGAAGUUUCCAGCAGUGCUAAUGCGUCCUUCUUCAGCGUGCAGUCAGCGGGGUCUCAGACAAGCACCUCAAGCCAAGAGCCAGUGAAGACCCGCCUGCGUUCCGCGGCUGCUUCCUCUACCCACUCACUUGCCAGCCUUCCCUCUCAGGAAUCCCUCACCAGGCUGGGUGCCUCUUCCCCCGACAAAUCAGCAGGCAAUACCACCUUGAUGAGCCUGCCUGGCUACCGGCCUGCGACCCGCAGCUCUAUGAGACGCUCCCAGACUGGAGGGGCAAGUUCUGGGCGCAGCAGCUUCUACAUGGGCACAUGCCAGGAGGAGCCUGAAGUUUUUGAUGAUUGGAACCGCAUUGCUGAGCUCCAGCAGCGCAACAGGGUGUGCCCACCCCACCUGAAGACCUGCUACCCGCUGGAGUCCCGGCCAUCUCUGUCGCUGGCUACCAUUACAGAUGAGGAGAUGAAGACUGGGGACCCAAAAGAGACCCUCCGGCAUGCCACCAUGAUGCCCUCUCAGUUUGCUGAGGGCCCUGCCACCCGUCGUAGCACGCUGAGCUCCACCUGGGCUGCAGGAGGCAUGGCCACUCGGCAGCAAAGGAAGCGCAUUUCAGAUGAAUCCCAGCAGGCGCCAGGAACCCCUGAGUCCAAGAAGUCUGCCAGCUGCUUCCCACGGCCCCAGACUCCCAAAGGGCGGACUGAGGAGCGCAAGCACAGCACCCACGCAGGAGGCAAGAAGAGCAAAGCCCAGGCAGCUGACAAACGGCAGUCCAACAGGCGUCAGUCAUUGGCUUUCAGCAUUCUGAAUACACCGAAGAAAUUGGGCAACAGCCUUCUGCGCCGUGGGCCAAACCGCAAAGUGACUCCUAAAAACUCCCCCCGGAGCAGCAGCCGGAGAUCCCCGAGGGCAGCGGCGUCUCCAAAGGGCAAGGUCUCGGGGGCUGCCAGAACAGGCGAGCAUCCCCUUGCCCAACACCAGCAGGCUGGCAAACUCCAAAUCCCUGAAGAACACGAAAUUCUAACGCCAUUUUUCCUGGCUGAAGACUCCCCCGUAUGCCAUGUCUCCCCAGAGGGAAGGGAGCAAGGUGCCAACGCCCCCCAGUCUCUGCUGCCAGCCAAGCCGCCAGCCAUCUCUCUCCCCCUCAUUGUAUUCCCUCCCAACCCUGAUGAGGUCUAAGACCGCCUCCUUAUCAGGACUCUGAGUGCGUUGACUUCCCCCCACCCCCUGAUUUCCAUGUGGUGCUGGGUGGUGGCCUGCUUGGCUGAGGGAUGGGAGGGCUUUUCCCUCUGUGACGAACGCAGCUCUGCGUGCGCAUAGAGAGUGGAAUGGGACAGUCUCCCAGCCAUUCCAGGGCCUGGCCCUUGCAUUACCUUCUGCUCAGUCAGGCUGGAAUUGGAGUGCUUGGCAAAGUAGGGCAGAGUGGCAGUAUCCUGUGCGCACGACACAGAAAGGGGGUGUCACAAUAGGAAUUCUGGUGGUCUUUGCCAAUGCACCCCAUGGCACCCCCCUGUGCCUAAAGCACCUAGAGUUGCGCCUCCCUAACGAGAAGCGAAGGUCUUCCCUCUCCUGUCUCCCAGCGCUGAGCAAGGAAGGGCUGCAUCAGCAGGCCUAGUGGGCGCGGUGCACCGGGCUGCCCAAGGCAGGGAGGUUUUCCCCAGCUCUCCUCUCUAAAUUCUUCACUCUGCAAGGGGUUGGGAGGGGGCAGUGUCCCCUUCCGCACCUCCUUUGUUCAUAAAACCUCAACUGUGAAACAAGAGCCAACAGCCUGGAGAAUUAAAAGUGGGAAGCUGCCAACAAACGCUGAGACCUAGUUGCUCAUUCUUUACCAGAAGGCGGGGGGAGGGGGGGAACACAUUUGUCUCCUGUACAAAACUUUGCUCUGGUCGUCAUGGGAGUCUUGUGCCUGCUUCUUGGCAGUGUUAGCACCAUUUGGGAGCCAGAGAGACGUCGUAGGAGCAGCAAGCCCCCUUCCUGGCGGCUGGGCGGGAAGAGAACGCGCUCUCAUGUACAGGCUGGGCAUUCACCUUCCCUUUAUUCUUCCGCAGGCUUUACUUAGCUGUGUUGCUUUGUAUCGUACUCUGUAGGCACCGGCACGGGACAGGAAGGGGCCUCACGGCAGUGUUCCUCCCCAAGAGGGCAGAUGGGUUCACAGCUGUGGGGUGGUGGUGGUGGUGCUGGCUGGUCACUGGGGCCCGGGUCUUUAUCUGGUGUUUUAGGGCAGGGUUGAUUUUGGGCACCGUCUGGCGGGACGUUCUCCUGCAGAUGCUCCAUGGAAGUGAACGAGAGCUGUGCAAAGGCAGGCACUUCCAUUCGCUUCAGUGGGUUGUGCCCCCUUUGUGGCGUUCAGGGUCACAACCCUUUGGAAUUGGCCUUGGCCCAGAAAAGACGGCUCUCCUUCAUCCUCUCCAGAGGCCAGCCAGCUGCCUGUUAUACUAGCCCAGGCUCUCUUCCUUGUGGAAAAGAGCCAGAGUUGGCCACAAGGAGCCUCCAGGGGCCUUUCUGGAGCUGGCUCAGUCCGCAGCUGUGACAAGGGCCGCAUGCUGAAGUGUUCCUCUGUGGAUCACCCUGAUGAGCUCUUUCCUGGACUGGGGGAGGGACACUGCUUGAGGAUGCCCCCCACCCACCCCCGCAGCCCUCUAAUACUCGCCUUUGUAGAGAAUUUAGCAAUCAAAUGCAUCAUUUUAAAUAAUGUUUCUACUUGUAAAUAAAUGGUAUUUUUCUCCCAAUAA
This is a messenger RNA of Rhineura floridana, 8933 nucleotides long. RefSeq names its product nuclear mitotic apparatus protein 1 (gene NUMA1). The transcript is spliced from 27 exons. Lineage: Eukaryota; Metazoa; Chordata; Lepidosauria; Squamata; Rhineuridae. Gene Ontology annotation, cellular component: spindle pole; centrosome; spindle microtubule. The record is from RefSeq and is a predicted model, not a curated record. Bases 670 to 7380 code for a protein of 2236 amino acids. Gene Ontology annotation, molecular function: microtubule binding. Gene Ontology annotation, biological process: establishment of mitotic spindle orientation.